AUGUCGAAACUACCAGGAAACGCGGGAGUCACGGUGCUUGGCGAUAAGUCCGUGGAGUUCUACCGGGAUCCAGUGAGUUUCUACGGGCAGAGGAUGGACCGGCACCGCGGGAGAGUGUUCCUGAGCCGCAUCCUCAACCGACCCACCGUGUUCGUGUGCUCUGUUCGCGGGGCAAGAGAGCUGUUGUGUGAAAAGUCCAAUAUAUUCCAAAAAGACCCCACUGAUCUGAUGACAAACAUGUAUGGAGACACAAUAGUCACCACCAAUGGUGAAGAGGCAAGUCUCCUCCGUUUGUCGUUUUCUAGUCUCUUCACUGGAAAUAGUUUAGAAUCAACAAAGGGCUACGUCACUAGGAUAUGUGAGCAGCACCUGAAGGAUCUUUCAUCAAGAGGGCAAUGUUCAUAUUCCGUGUAUAAGUCUUUGGGGACACAACUGGUGCUGGGGCUGUUUCUAAAUGUUAAUCCAGAUGAGCAGCCAGAACUAUACCAAGAAAUAUCUUGUCUCUGCACACAGCACUGGCAUGGGCUGAUAUCGGCUCCCGUCAACGUAAAGGUCCCCAUGUGGUCAUCCGGCUUCUCCACCGCUCUCGAGGCCAGAGAAAAACUCAUGGCUAUUAUUAAAGACAAACUGCAGAAUGACAAACAUGGUUUAGUUGGAACUUUAGGGUCCUUGCCUUUGCCUGACUCCAGCUCUGCCUCUCAACAUCUCCUGUUGUUCAUCUCUGCUCUGAUUCCCAAAGCUCUGGCAUCACUCCUCACUUCCUUCACACUAGCACUCAGUGGAAACCAGCAGGUGGAAACCCGCAGGAAAGCACAGACAGAUGCUGAUUACUUGGGGUUUGUGUUGCUGGAGGUGCAGAGACUUUGGCCUCCGUUCAUUGGUGGACGAAGGAUAGCCAGUCAGGACUGUACCAUCGCAGGCUUUCACGUCCCUAAAGAUUACGGCGCCGUGUACAUCAGCCACGCAGUUCACCGCGACCCAGAGGUGUUUGAAGAUCCUGACAGCUUCAGGCCAGAGCGGUGGGGAGAGAGAAAUGCAGGCCAGCAGCACCUACUCUGUUCUUUCGGAAACGGGCCCAGAAGCUGCAUUGGAGUGAAACUCACAGACGCUUUCCUGAAGGAAGCGUGCAUGUACCUGUUACAACACUAUGACUGGUGUGUGGACCCUUCAACUCAGGCGCUCCAGUACAAGUGGCUGCCUGUGUCGCGUCCGGCCAACUCCCCCACCAUCUCCUUCAGUCGCCUGGAUGAGAACCCACCUGGCCACAGCGGCUCAUAA
Molecule: messenger RNA, 1278 nt
Organism: Knipowitschia caucasica
Lineage: Eukaryota; Metazoa; Chordata; Actinopteri; Gobiiformes; Gobiidae
Source: the annotation of a GenBank genome assembly